AUGAAGCCAAACGCCAAAAUAUGUGCUCAUGAAGGGAAAGAUUUAGAAGAUGCUACAAUGUACCGGCAGUUGGUAAGAAGUAUUAUCUACUUAACUUUAACAAGACCAAAUAUUUCUUUUGCAGUUGGUGUGAUGAGUCGGUACAUGCAACAUCCAAAGAAGCCUCAUUUGGAAGUAGUUCGUCGAAUUCUGAGAUAUGUGAAGAAUACGGCAGGCUAUGGUAUUAUGCACAAAAGAGGUGGAGGUUGUAAACUAGUUGGCUAUUGUGAUGCUGACUAUGCAGGUGACCAUGAUACUCGACGCUCAACUACCGGGUAUGUUUUUAUGCUUGGGUCGGGAGUAAUUUCUUGGUGUAGUAAAAUACAACCAACAGUGUCUUUUUCAACCACCGAAGCGGAGUACCAAGCAGCAGCGAUGGCAGCUCAAGAGAGCAGUUGGCUUAUGCAACUAAUAGAGGACUUGCAUCAACCAAUAAGUUAUCCGAUUCCUCUGUAUUGCGAUAAUUUGUCAGCAAUACGUUUGGUAGAGAAUCUAAUUUUUUAUGCAAGAACUAAGCAUGUAGAGGUGCAUUACCACUUUAUCCGAGAGAAAGUCUUGCAAGAGGAGAUUGAGUUGAAGCAUGUUAGAACGAAAAAUAAAGCUGCAGAUUUGUUUACAAAAGGCUUGAGUGGCAACAAGUUCGAAAGCUUCUAUCAUCAGCUGGGCGAGGCAAACAAAGAAGAAGCUGAUGUUGAGGGGGAGUAUUAA
Messenger RNA from Gossypium raimondii (Peruvian cotton), 747 nucleotides. RefSeq names its product secreted RxLR effector protein 161-like. The record is from RefSeq and is a predicted model, not a curated record. Lineage: Eukaryota; Viridiplantae; Streptophyta; Magnoliopsida; Malvales; Malvaceae. The transcript has a single exon. The coding region runs from base 1 to 747 and encodes 248 amino acids.